Molecule: messenger RNA, 981 nt
Organism: Mustela lutreola (European mink)
Lineage: Eukaryota; Metazoa; Chordata; Mammalia; Carnivora; Mustelidae
Product: transcription factor BTF3-like
Exons: 1
Coding region: 91-579 (162 amino acids)
Cellular component (GO): nascent polypeptide-associated complex; cytosol
Source: RefSeq, a predicted model, not a curated record
CGUGUGUGCACCUAAUCUCAGCUGGUCCGCCCGAGACCCCCUGAGCGCCAACCCUAGUCCCCCGCGCGGUCCCAUUUCCGCUCCAACAAGAUGAAAGAAACGAUCAUGAACCAGGAGAAACUCGCCAAACUGCUAGCACAAGUGCGCAUUGGUGGGAAAGGAACUGCUCGCCGAAAGAAGAAGGUGGUUCAUAGAACAGCUACAGCAGAUGAUAAAAAACUUCAGUUCUCCUUAAAGAAGUUAGGGGUAAACAAUAUCUCUGGUAUUGAAGAAGUGAAUAUGUUCACAAACCAAGGAACAGUGAUCCACUUUAACAACCCCAAAGUUCAGGCAUCGCUGGCAGCGAACACUUUCACCAUUACAGGCCAUGCUGAGACAAAGCAGCUGACAGAAAUGCUACCCAGUAUCUUAAACCAACUUGGUGCAGACAGUCUGACUAGUUUAAGAAGACUGGCUGAAGCUCUGCCCAAACAAUCUGUGGAUGGAAAAGCACCACUUGCUACCGGAGAGGAUGAUGAUGAUGAAGUUCCAGAUCUUGUGGAGAAUUUUGAUGAAGCUUCCAAGAAUGAAGCAAACUGAAUUGAGUCAACUUCUGAAGAAGAUAAAACUUAAAGAAGUUACUGGGAGCUGCUAUUUUAUAUUAUGACUGCUUUUUAAAAUUUUGUUCAUGGAUCUGAUAAAAUCUAGAUCUCUAAUAUUUUUAAGCCCAAGCCCCUUGGACACUGCAGCUCUUUUCAGUUUUUGCUUAUACACAAUUCAUUCUUUGCAGCUUAUUAAGCUGAAGAAGCCUGGGAAUAAAGUUUGAAACAAGAUUAAUAAAGUUCUUUGCCUAGGAUACGGUUCUACUUUUUAUUUCAUUAACACUGAUUUGUACAUGGAAAGCAAAGUUGUUUAUAGAAAAGCUAAUCAUGGCAUGUAAUAUGGCUGGUAAUCUUUGGUGAAAUUUGAUUAAAGAUUUUAAAUGGCCGUAUAAUAUAACAA